UUAACCUUUACCAGGACUAGCGCACAUCCACUAAAGUCAACUUCCAACAAGGAUUAUGGAUUCAGAAAUGCAAAAUCAGAGCCCUAGCAUGGCUUCAAAUACAAAAAAUACUUCUUCUUCAAAUAUGUCUACAGACGGACAUAGCGUUACAAAAAGGCUACGAAGUGAAUUAAUGAGUCUAAUGAUGUCGAAUACCCCGGGGAUUAGUGCUUUUCCCGACUCUGAUUCAAAUCUUCUACAUUGGGCAGGCACUAUUACAGGUCCGGUUGAUACUUACUACGAAGAAUUAAAAUUCAAGAUAUCUAUGACCUUUCCCCCCAACUAUCCUUACUCAGCCCCAACGAUCGUUUUUACUUCUCCUAUGUGGCAUCCUAAUGUUGACAUGAGUGGAAACAUUUGUUUAGAUAUUUUGAAGGACAAGUGGUCUGCUGUCUACAACGUACAAACUAUCUUACUAUCCCUUCAAAGCCUUCUAGGUGAACCUAACAAUGCUUCACCUUUAAAUGCUCAAGCCGCUGAACUAUGGAGUAAGGAUCCUGUUGAGUAUAAACGCCUUUUAAUGCAACGCUACAAGGAAAUUGACGAGAUAUAACUUCUAUAAAUGAGGAUUAAAUGAGUUUUAUCCACUGCUUCAAGUUUUACAUACGGUAUACUUUUGGUGAAAUCCCCUGUUCAUUAUACUAAACUUGGAUCCUCUUUCAAAACAUUUCGGAUUCUUUUGAGGGUAAAACUGAGCUUUUCGUUAAUCUACGUUGCUUUAUAAUGAUUUUAAAUCUUAAAAAGCCUUUAGCAAUAUUUAUAGCUCAUACUUAUUGUCCUCCGAACCUUCUGAUUCCUCGUAUUUUCGUUGGCUGUUUGUUAAAAUACGAGAUAUCUUGAUCUAUUUGUUAUCAAACAGAAUACUUAUACUCAAUAGUGCUAUUAGAUGGUGAGAAUUUCAUAGUAUGCCUUGCUAUAUUAUUACUAAAAAGAAAUUUGUAAGUCUAA
This is a messenger RNA of Schizosaccharomyces cryophilus OY26, 987 nucleotides long. Its product is annotated as ubiquitin conjugating enzyme E2-C. The coding region runs from base 56 to 592 and encodes 178 amino acids. The transcript is spliced from 5 exons. The record is from RefSeq and is a predicted model, not a curated record. Lineage: Eukaryota; Fungi; Ascomycota; Schizosaccharomycetes; Schizosaccharomycetales; Schizosaccharomycetaceae.